UGCUGCGUUCAAUUUAGCUACUUAUUAUUAGCUUUUAAUAAUGGAUGAAAUUUUUUGCCAACUUAGCAAGGUAACUUGAUGUAAUAAUUAAGAAUUGAAUAUGUGCAUGGAAAAUUAGUUGAAUGUGAUGCUCUAUAUAUAUAUAUGUAUGCAAGCGAUGUAAAUUGUUAUGUCUUCUAUUCAAUAAUAUUCAUCACAGAACAAUGUGUAUAGCUCUGUUUCUUUGGCAAGCACAUCCACUGUACCCAUUUUUUCUUUUGAGCAACAGAGAUGAGUACCAUAAUAGGCCUACGAAGGCAGUGUCAUGGUGGGAAGAUUGUGAUGAUAUUGUUGGAGGAAGAGACGAGAUAGCAAUGGGGACAUGGUUGGCUUCUUCAAGAGAAGGAAGAGUAGCUUUUCUUACCAAUGUUUUGGAACUCCAUACCCUCCCUGAAGCCAAAAGUAGAGGAGAGUUACCCCUCCUAUUUCUAAAGAGUGGAAAGCAUCCACAAGAAUUUGCAGAAAGCCUGAAAAGAGAGGCCCACUAUUACAAUGGGUUCAACUUGAUUGUGGCUGAUAUUAGCACCAAAUCAAUGAUGUACAUCUCAAAUAGGCCCAAAGGACAGCCCAUAACCAUUCAAGAAGUUCCUUCAGGCCUCCAUGUUCUCUCAAACGACAAAUUAGACUCACCAUGGCAUAAGGCUAAGCGGCUUGAAUCGAAUUUCAAAAAAGAAAUAGCUAAAUAUGGUAAAGAAGAAAUACCUGCAAAGGAGGUAAUUGAAAAUGUGAUGAAGGACAGAGUGAAAGCAGAGAAAAGUGUACUACCUCACAUAUGCUCUCUUGAGUGGGAAUACAAUCUUAGCUCCAUCUUUGUUGAAGUAGAUACUCCACUGGGUUUAUAUGGUACUAGGAGUAGCGCUGCCUUAAGCAUCAGAUCAAGUGGGGAAGUGAGUUUUUAUGAGCUUUAUCUCGAUGACAACAAGUGGAAGGAGCAUGUUAUUGAUUUCUAUAUCCCUCAAAAGACCAUGUGUCCAAGGCAAUUCAUUAAAUCAUAGAUCAUUUCUUAUUUUUAAGUUCUAGCUUUCUAAUUGCAAAAUGUGUUUGUCCAUUCUUGUAUGUGGAGGUAUCAAUAUUAGUUGAUCUUUUUUCUUUCAUAUCUAUUUAGCUGCAUGCUUCAACGAGCAUAAAUUCUUGUGUGUAAUUGUAUGAAUAUUAAAUAAUGAAAACUAGCAUUUUAUGUAUGUAAUCAAUC
Molecule: messenger RNA, 1231 nt
Organism: Arachis ipaensis
Lineage: Eukaryota; Viridiplantae; Streptophyta; Magnoliopsida; Fabales; Fabaceae
Source: RefSeq, a predicted model, not a curated record